CGCCGGGACGGAGGAGCCAUAAAGAGCCGGGGAGGGAGGGCAGAUUUCUCGCUGCCCAAUCCCCCUGUUCCCCCGGGAGCAGCAGCUCCUCGGCCCGUCCCUCCCUCUUGUUUGCUAAUCAUUUCAUUUUACCCCCUUUUUGAAGCGCUGCCUGGUUUUUUUUAUCCCAUUUUUCUUUUCCACUCGGUCCGCGGCGCUCGCCUGUCUCUGAUCCCGGAUCCCCGGACUCUCCGCCCGGCCCCUCCGAGAUGCUCUCCGCGCUCCUCCAGCUCCGACCCGCGGCUGGGAUCUAAACCAAACCCGCUGAAACCCAGAGGAAUCCGCGGCUCUUCUCUGGAUCAGGACCCGGCACUUUGAGGAAGCUCCAUUCCCCCCUCCUCUUCCUCCUUCACCCCUCCUCUUCAUCACUCCUCUUCUCUCCACCUUAAUCCAGGUGGUCCUCUGGCUUCUUUGAGCGGCUGGUACAGGGAGGAUUAUUCUUCAUCUUCUGUCUUGUUUCUGGUGAAGACAAAGCUCCCAGAAGGACAAUCUGAUGUUCUCCAUCCAGGACAGCCUCCCCCGGGGGGCCCUGACCAUGAAGGAGGAGCCGCUCCCCACCGGCAUGACCCCGGUCCGCUCCUGGAUGCAGGGCGCAGGGAUUCUGGACGCCAACACAGCGGCCCAGAGCGGCGUUGGACUGGCCCGGGCCCACUUUGAGAAGCAGCCUCCAUCCAACCUGAGGAAGUCCAACUUCUUCCACUUUGUGCUGGCGCUGUACGACCGGCAGGGCCAGCCGGUGGAGAUCGAGCGGACCUCCUACAUAGACUUUGUGGAGAAAGACAAGGAAUAUAACGGAGAAAAGACCAACAACGGGAUCCACUACCGCCUCCAGCUGCUCUACAGCAACGGAAUCCGAACCGAACAGGAUCUUUACGUCCGGCUCAUCGACUCCAUGACCAAACAGCCGAUCCUGUAUGAAGGUCAAGACAAGAACCCCGAGAUGUGCCGCGUCCUCCUCACCCACGAGAUCAUGUGCAGUCGGUGCUGCGACAAGAAGAGCUGCGGGAACCGGAACGAAACGCCUUCGGACCCGGUCAUCAUCGACAGGUUCUUCCUGAAGUUCUUCCUGAAGUGCAACCAGAACUGCCUGAAAAACGCCGGGAACCCCCGGGACAUGAGGCGGUUCCAGGUGAGCGCCAGGUCUUCUCUGACCUCUGACCUUUCCCAGCUCCCUCUUGGCUGGAGACAGAAUUACAACACUGAACGCACUGGGGCCUUGUUGGCGCGGAGAGGUCAGAGGUCACGUAGUGACCUGCCGUUGUGUGUGUGUCUCCAAGCAGCCACGCCGUGCAUCAAGGCCAUCAGCCCCAGCGAAGGCUGGACCACCGGCGGCGCCACCGUCAUCCUCAUCGGGGACAACUUCUUCGACGGCCUGCAGGUCGUCUUCGGCACCAUGCUGGUCUGGAGCGAGCUCAUCACGCCCCACGCCAUCCGGGUCCAGACUCCGCCCCGGCACAUCCCCGGGGUCGUGGAGGUCACGCUGUCCUAUAAGUCCAAACAGUUCUGCAAAGGAGCGCCGGGUCGCUUCGUCUACACCGCGCUCAACGAGCCGACCAUUGACUACGGCUUCCAGAGGUUACAGAAGGUCAUCCCCCGUCACCCCGGAGACCCCGAGAGGUUACCCAAGGAGGUUCUGCUGAAGCGGGCCGCCGACCUGGUGGAGGCGCUGUACGGCAUGCCGCACAACAACCAGGAGAUCAUCCUGAAGCGCGCCGCCGACCUGACCGAGGCGCUCUACAGCGUGCCGCGCAGCCACAACCAGCUGCCGUCGCUGGCCGGCUCCGCCGCUCACUCCGGCAUGAUGGGCGUCAACUCCUUCAGCAGCCAGCUGGCCGUCAACAUCAGCGAGGCGACGCAGGCCGACCAGGGUUAUUCCCGUAACUCCAACAGCGUGUCGCCACGCGGCUACGUGCCGAGCUCCACGCCGCAGCAGUCCAACUACAACACCAUCACGUCCUCCAUGAACGGAUACGGCGCCGCCAUGACCAACCUGGGCGUUCCCGGCUCCCCCGGAUUCCUCAACGGAUCCACCGCCAACUCUGCUUACGGUGUGUGUGUGAACACCAUCACAUUGUCCACCUCCUGUCCAACCCUCCAUCCCUGCUGCUCCUCCACUAACACACUAACUUCCUUCUUGCCUGUCCAUAUGAUCUCCACAGUCAAGCAGAAGAGCGCCUUCGCCCCCGUCGUGCGGCCUCAGACCUCCCCGCCCCCCACCUGCACCACCACCAAUGGCAGCAACCUCCAGGCCAUGGCCGGCCUCAUCGUGCCCCCCAUGUGAGGAGCCUCUGAACCAGAACCAGAACCGCCAGCAGCAGGACUUCCCGGACGGACCCUGCUGGUUCUGCUCCUCUGGAACUGGGUGGGUCCAACGGCAGCUUUGGUUCUGAAGAAAAUGCAGAACAGAACAUUUCCUCCUCCACAGAUUGGACGUUUGGGUUUCCUCGUACCAGGAAGCGGUUCCGGUUCUGGUUCAGGUCCAGCGGGUCACAUGCUGCUCCUGGUUUGUUCCUCUGCUGAUGAACAUCUGGAUCUUCUGCUGCUCCUCCAGAUGUUUGCAGCUCCACAGUUGGUUCUGUUGGACUCUUGAGGUUCUCCAGAACCCGUCCUGCUCCCAGUGGAUCCAGUUGGACCUAGUCCAGUUCAUUCUGUUUGGUUUGUUUGAAUCCGAGCCGGACCAGAACAUUCCGGUCCAGCGGAGUGUUUUCCUUCUGGUCCCGUGCCGUCCGCCAUGUUUGUUUCCUCAGGCAGGAAACAGGAAGCUGCAGAGUUCAGCUUCCUGUUUCCUGUUCACGUUUCUUUCUGCGGUCCGGUUCGGUUUGUGUCCAGUUCCGGGUCUGACCCGGUUCUGUUCCUCCAGGUUGUGAUUCUUUUCCAUGUUUUUCUGAGCAAUUUGAUCUAGAAACCUGGAAAUCUUUUAGUCUGUAAAAACAAAAAAUAAAAUCCUGUUUUUGUAAAAAACAAAACAAAAAAACAAAAAAAACAAAAUCAGGUGGGA
Poecilia reticulata (guppy) is the source of this 3037-nucleotide messenger RNA. NCBI's taxonomy places the organism in Eukaryota, Metazoa, Chordata, Actinopteri, Cyprinodontiformes, Poeciliidae. The record is from RefSeq and is a predicted model, not a curated record.